UUCCAAUCAGCUAGUUGGAGAGAUUCCUAGGGAUUUGGUUCGUUUAACUCCAUUGCUCGAGUUGAAUUUAAGCAACAACAAACUCUCUGGAGUGAUACCUUUGGAAAUUGGAAAUUUACACAGCAUAAACACUCUUGAUCUCUCAAGGAACAAUUUGACCGAUGCGGUACCGAAACAGUUGGGAGAAUGCAUUCAGCUGCGCCUCUUGAACUUGAGCAUGAAUGAGUUGAAUGGAAGCCUCCCUCUCGAGAUUGGGAAUCUAGUAAACCUACAAGAAUCGCUCGAUCUUAGUUAUAACUUGCUCACUGGAGUCAUUCCGCAACAAAUUGGCAAGCUAGUGAUGCUAGAAAACCUAAACCUCUCACACAAUCGACUGUCAGGCUCCAUCCCAUCAUCUUUUGAAGGCAUGCUCAGUCUGUUAUCGCUCGACUUAUCAUACAAUGAUUUGGACGGUCCGCUGCCUAAAGGUCGAUUCUUUCAGAAUAAUGCUCGAGCAGAGUGGUUUCAACACAAUAAAGGUAUUUGUGGUGAUUUACAUGGUUUGCCUCCAUGCUCAUCAUCUAUCAUACAAUUACAUCAUUCAAGGAAUGCUCGCAACCUAAUUCUUUCGAUUGUUCUUCCCACUACGGCCAUGCUUUUGCUGUUGGUUACAUUCGUGGUUAUUCUAUUUUUAAGGAGGGCAAAACCUAUGAAGGACGAGGAGAAGGAAGUCCCAAUCAAGAAUCUAUUCUCGAUACUAAAUUUUGAUGGGGAGGCUGUAUAUGAACAAUUUGAUGGGAAAGCUAUUUAUGAAGAAAUUAUUGAUGCCACAGAAAACUUUGAUGAGAAAUAUUGCAUCGGGACAGGAGGAUAUGGUAGUGUCUACAAAGCGCAGCUUCGAACAGGUCAGGUAGUAGCCGUGAAGAAGCUUCAUCCACAGGAAGAAGUAGUUGAUGAAAGAGGCUUUCAGAAUGAGAUCCAGGCAUUAACUAAGAUGCGUCAUCGUAACAUAGUGAAAUUGUAUGGGUUCUGCUUUCAUGCUCGAUGCAGGCUUCUCAUUUAUGAGUACAUAGAAAAGGGAAAUAUGUCAGCCAUUUUGAGCAGCCAAGAAGCAGGCAUGGAAUUGGAUUGGAAUAGGAGAGUAAAUAUCAUUAAGGAUGUAGCGCAUGCUUUAUCCUACAUGCACCAUGAUUGCAAUCCUCCUACUGUACAUAGAGAUAUAUCAAGCAAGAAUAUCUUGUUAGAUUCCAACUUUAAUGCCUAUGUUUCAGACUUUGGAAUUGCAAGGGUUUUGAAGCCCGAUUCAUCAAACUGGAGUGCACAUGCAGGCACGCUUGGAUAUAUGGCACCAGAGAUUUCAUAUACAAUGAAGGUCACUGAGAAAUACGAUGUAUACAGUUUUGGUGUGGUCAUACUAGAAAUACUACAAGGAAUGCAUCCAAGUGACCUUAUAUCCUCAUUGUCAUCGCAUGGUCAGAACAUGUUUCUUAAAGAUGUGCUAGACCCGCGUAUCUCAGUUCCCAUACUUCAAGUUGCAAAUGAUGUGAUAUUACUAGCUAAGAUAGCACUUGCAUGCAUACGUGCUAAUCCAGAUACUCGACCAACAAUGAAAUAUGUGUCCCAGCUAUUCACCGCUAACAAAGAUCAGAGUUUGUUAGAGUAUUUUCAUACAAUUAAACUACAUCAAUUAAUGGAUCUACAAGUGUAGGUUGAAUUUUGGGUGGCCAAGAGACAAGCAGCAUGGUUGUUAAGGUGUGUAGGAUCUAUCGUGUUCAUUAUAUGACACUUAAAAAUAUCAAUGUAUCCAUAUAUUGUUACAAUGUUAUAAUUAUCCUAGAAGCAAGAACUCUUUAUAUA
This is a messenger RNA of Elaeis guineensis (African oil palm), 1836 nucleotides long. RefSeq lists its product as uncharacterized. Gene Ontology annotation, biological process: protein phosphorylation. The record is from RefSeq and is a predicted model, not a curated record. NCBI's taxonomy places the organism in Eukaryota, Viridiplantae, Streptophyta, Magnoliopsida, Arecales, Arecaceae. Gene Ontology annotation, molecular function: protein binding; ATP binding; protein kinase activity.